UUGACCAGGGUGUAUAACAUUGUUUAUGAUUGUGGUACGAAAUGUGUGUUAUGUGCAGGAGAAGUAUAGAACUUGAUGUGACGAAAAAGAAGCAGAGCUACCGGCGCUCUACAAAAGGUGGACUUAACUUCGGCAAGCGUUCUACGAAGAGGUCGCGGAAGAGCCAAAAUAACGGGCAAUCUGGCAAGAAGUCGUCCACAACGAUAGCUAACUUCUUCAAGAUGUCUCUCGGAGACUUAAUGGGCAAGAUGUUGGUAUCCAUGCCUCAUUUUGUACGAUGCAUCAAACCUAACUCCAAACUAAACCCCAAUUUGUUCGAGCGUGAUUUCGUUCAACGACAGCUUCGGUACACGGGUGUGCUGGACACAUGCCGCAUACGCCAGGCUGGAUAUCCUGUGCGCCUGUCGUUCCCUGCUUUCAUGGCUCGAUAUGGCCAUCUCGCUGUUAGAUAUGACUGGAUGGCCAACAAUGUGAUGGACGCUAAUGCAUGCAAACUUGUACUUGAGAAACUGGAGCUGAAGAGCUAUGCCAUCGGACUGCAAAAGGUGUUCCUUCGCUUCUACCACAAUGAGACACUGUGCCACAAGUUGGAGCACUUCCUCAGUGCUGUCCUCGUAUGUCAAAAGAAUGCACGGCGCUUCCUUGCCCAAGCAGAUUAUCUGCGCCGUCUCGAGCAGAAGAAUGUUGCCAAUCUAUUAUCAAUGUCGUUACAAAUGCAAGACGACUUGGCAGUGGCACUGUCCACUCAAUGUGAACAGGAUGAUGCCGAGCACCGGCGACUUGAGGAGGAAGAGAAGAGACGGAAGGAGGAGGAAGAGCAGAGACGCUUAGCUGAAGAGGCCGAAAAGAAGCGCUUAGCUGAGGAGGCCGAAAAGAAGCGCUUAGCCGAAGAGGCCGAAAAGAAGCGCUUAGCCGAAGAGGCCGAGAGGAAGCGCUUAGCUGAAGAGGAAGAGAGGAAGCGCUUGGCUGAAGAGGAAGAAAGAAAACUGCGAGAGGAGGAAGAGAGAAAACAACGAGAGGAGGAAGAAAGGAAACAACGCGAGGAGGAAGAGAGAAAACGACGGGAGGAGGAAGAGCUGGAAAGACAACAGCAAGGAGCAGACGCUGCUGAGCGGACAUGUUUAGAGAAGGCGACGAAAGACUCUAGUGACGAGGUUUUCUGUGAGCUCGAAGCACCAUUGGCAAGUGAUGCUGCCAAGGAGAAUGCCGAUGAAGAUUCAGCAGCAAGAGAGAAGGCGGAAGAGGGAGACAUGUUUGAUGAGGAACUGGAACAUCGGCCGUCUAGUACUAGCUCCGAAAGACAACGGCCCAUCAGUCAAUCACAUGUAAGCGAUAGUAUGGACGAGGAUUGCAUUGAAAACGAAAAGCCUCGAGAAGUAUCAGGACAUCCGAAGAGUCCACUGUCGGAUACAAGUGAAGAACUCCCUAUGAGAAGUCGUCGGUCUGGGGUGGCUGGUUGGAGGCAGGAUGAACUUGAUGAUGAGUAUAUUCCAAAGAGAAUCCGAGACCGUGAGACUUUCAGUUCUAGUCAAGUUCAGCUGGCGGCCAGGAAUGCUCUGCUUCAGAAGCGGCUGCGGCGUUCCUCUGAGUUGCCGGACAGUGCUCUGGUCAGUCAUCGUACCAGAUCCGGCUCAUGUCAAGUCCGUGGAGCUGUGGUCAAUCGCGCCGAGUCCUUUGAGUCUACUGGCUCUGCACCAAGUCCCGGAUAUACCAGUCGUGGAAAGUCGUUCCCUUUUGAUGAUUUACCCCCACCGUCUGGUGGCAUUGCAGCACAGAACAGCAGCUCGUUUGGCAGCGGGCUGUCUCUGAAUGCAACAUCAACUUCUAAAUCCCCGAAGUCACGGUCCAGCUUUGCUGGUCUUAUUGAUAUGGCACAGGAGAAGAAGAAGUCGAAGAACAAAUCACCCACCUGGGCAUCAAGUAGCCGAACAGCGAAACAUCUGAUGAGAAACGAGUCAGUAAGAUCUAAUCCCAGCGGCCAGAGCAAGGAUGAUGACUCUAAGCUGAGGCAGGAUUCUCUUGAUUUCAAGUAUAGCACAAGGGUACGAGCAUCAAGCUGUGCUAGUGGCGAGAUGCGCUCGACAUUCUUUUUCGGAAACGAUAGCAACAAGUCAUCCGUCGAUGAAGAUGUUGUUUCUAUUUCAUCUAUGACGCGUGGAGACACACUUCCCUUCAUUGAAGCUAAACCGGACCAAGUUUGCGAUAGUCUAAUAUUGUCUUGUGAAAGUCUGUGCAUAUCUGCACCGUCCGUGGAUACAAUGUCCAUAUUGACAGUGGAUACCGAUGAAGAGAGUAACUCUGCCUUGUCCAACGUUCGGAGGACACUGGUGCAUGGUGUUGAGUGGCCUAGCAUCUCCAAUGGUGCUGUAUCGUCAGUUACUAGCCUUGGAGUUGAUACAGAUGAGGAGUGCAACAAUCAGCUGGGAGUUUCCAGAGUUAAAACAAGUAGUUCCUCUUCACCGCGCCUCAAGAGUCCACUGGUGGAAUCCACAGGCAAGCUGACCCAGAUCAACAUUCUUGCACCUUCGCCAGAAGUGGAAGCACUGAAGCGAGAGGACUCUCUUGCUCGUUCCUGUAGCAGUGAGGCUUUGGAUACUGAUGAAGAAUGUAACAUUGUGCAGCCCAGGCUGGUGCUGCCCAGCUCUAGCAAGUUUAUCACUUCUGAUGCCGAAGAUGACCACAGGAUGUCUCAGGGGGCUGUCUUCGGUGGGGACUCUGAUGAUGAAGCUCCGGUGCGCGACUUCGACAAAACCAAGAAGCGACGGUCUGGUGCAGAUCUAUCUGGGAAGUCCAUAUCAGAUGAGUGGCGAAAACUGGCAAAAUUUGCCAACAACCAAGACAGCAGGAGAGCCAUGUUGGGUGAAAAGGGUCAUCCCGACGAAGCAAAGGAUGCCAAGCAAUCUAAGAAGUCACGGCAUGAUACUCUGUCCCAGGAGCGGGAGCGUCUCCAAGCGGAAGUCAAUGAGUUGGUUAAGCUACGUGACGAAAUGCUCCUGAACAGGAAGAUAAGUGAAUACGCGAAAGCUAAGGAGGAAGCCACACAACUGCAGACAGAAGCAGAAGCCAUGCGCUCAGAGGUGGAACAGAUGCGGUUAGAUGUGGAGGAUGAUAUGGUGCGAGCAUCAACAAUAAAAGAGUGUGCCCGGAAGGAGCUCAUGCUGGUCUUAGCUAUGUCAGACCUGCUUACCCUCAAGCCCCGGGCAGUGCUCAAAUCCGUUUCUCUCCGGCAUAACAAACUGGCAUCAGAGCGCCAGGCACCUGAAAAGUCUCCAUCCAUUUCUUUGUGUGUGCAAAACUCCGCACCAAACUCGGCACGGAACUCCUGGACUUCGGAACGGAAUGGUCUCCUUGGGAUGGAAACGGGAUCAGUACCAGACCUGUCUGCUUUAUCACUACCGGGCAAUGUUGGACGGCCUGGACAUCGUUAUUCGACAGGAAACAUCAGUCUGACAACCCGACGUACCUCCCCUCUGGGCACGAAAGUAUCACUGGCUGAAACCGCGAUACACGCAGUGCGCCAGAUGAAAACAAGAAAAGAAGAGGCACCCACUCCCAAACAGCCCGAGAGUGUCUCCAGAAAGUUUAUUUCCAUUCUAGAUCAGACUGACAAAGAGUCUAUUAAAGUUGCUGAGCACAUUCUGUUGUCUGCCGAUGGCUCUUCCGUCCAUAAGGCAAUGAAGAGCGUUGCUAACGGUUCGUUAGUGACGUCUUCUUCACUGGCCAAUACAAGAGGGGAAGAGAGCGUUGCACCGGAGUUUGUUCCCCCCGCCACCAGCGUUCCUGACACACGCGGCCACGGUGCCAUGCGGUCGUCCAGCUUGCGCAAGCUGGGACGGCAGCGCUAUGUGCAGGACAAACGUCAGGCACAGAAGCCGAACGUUCCAUCAAAUCUGACGACGGUCGCGGCAUCGAUGUCAGCAUCCACGCCAUCUGUUGCAUCUGCACCAGUGGAAACUGCCAUCGGUUCACUCACGUCCACCUCAAGUUAUCUCGAUGGAAGAGCUAGCUGCCAGGCUUCACUAGGCUGUGGUAGCACUGCCGCUGAGGCGACAGCUGAUGUGUCAGCCGGUGUUGUGCGUCGGUCUUCAUUCGCACAUGGCCAAGCCAGCAACGUCGCUCAGGAGUGUCGCAAAGAAAUAGCCACCUGUACCCGGUCUGGUUCCAUUGACAGCCAACAGAUACAGGCAGCGUCGAAUGCCAAACCACUGACAUCUCCUGUGCGUAAGCUUGUAUCCGAGACCACACAAGGGUCUGUGUCUACAUUGUUCUCGUCUGCACAUACUGGCUUGGCAGCAGGAGUUGACCCGAGCCCUGAGUCUAUAGUGACUAACACCGCUGAUAAGAAGCCCUCAGCAUGUUCUGUUGGUAGCGGCUCGUUAAGCAUUGGCGAGUCGCUGGAUGAUAUGAUAAUGCAGUCAAAUUCCUGCGCUGCAGGCGUAGACUCCCAAUUCAGUUUUGUGGGCCCUGCUCAGUCACUUCACACACCCACUGCGUCGAUGUCGUCCGUUUGUAGUCUGCACCGUAGCCUGGGUGUAACGGCAUCACUCGUCGGUGACUUGGUCAGCGAUAACUGCACUUUGAGUGGUCCAAAUUCCCUAACUUCACCAGUCUCUGUUGCUGACUUAGAAAGUGAGACGUUAGAAACAGAGCAGCAAGGGAUAGCAGCUACUCCAGCACAAUCACCAGAGCCUCAACCCACCGCCGCGCAACCUGAGCCAAAGGCUGAGACCGACUCAAAGUGCGAGCAAGAUACGCCAGUGGAAGUUUCCACCUCUGAGCUCUCCACAUCCGAGCCCAGGUCUGAACUUUCUAGAUUUAUUUCAUUGUCAGCCAGCAACCUUACUUCACCCAUGAUUGCAAGAGUGCAGUGUCAACUGUCCUCGUCCAGAUCCCUGGGUUUGAUGCCAGCAAGUGGUGAAGGGGAAGACGGGCAACGUGGAAAGCGCAGGGCAGCCUCCGCACGCAUCCGGCGGCGUUCAGGCGGCAACCUGGGUACUCCAACCUCUCGUGUUCGGUCGGUGGUUCGCCAGAUUGAACGAGGAUCCUCUUCUUCACUGGACCAGACAGUCGUCCACACCGAGCUGGACCAGUUCCCAAUACCGCGGCCUGACAGCAGCCCUGUUGAAGAGCGAAUCUCCAUGUCUCGUGGAGAAUCAACAGAGGAGGAGUGUACUGAUGUCGACGUGGAGGAAGCUGCAGAGAUGUUUGUGGAUGAUCCUUGGUGUCGCAUUUCGUGCAUGGAGAUGAGCUACGUCAAUGGAGUCUAUUCAGUAUUCGGAUCUCGCCUGACCAUAGAUGGCUCACUGAGGCAAACUGCCUGCAGGCUUGGCUUGAACUCGUUACCUGUUGCUGGAGGUCUGACAUGUGUAGAAGAGAUCAGAAAGUACAUUGGAAAGGGUGUUGUAUUAGAUUAUCGACCUGAUGGAUGCCUCUAUGCCACCAAGCUAACGCAAAACAAUGUCGUCGUCAAGGGCUGGAAUUCCCCAGUGAGUAAUUGCUUGCCUAAGUCCCUGGUCAAUCGGAAAGGAAAGUUGGAGCACAAUAUACCAACAAAGAUCUAUGAUUCGGCUUUGUUCCGCAAGCACAUGAUCAGCUUGAUCAACAUGAAGCCGGUUGAUCAGAAAAUGGGACUCUCGAUAUGCAAGGUCGCCCUGGCUUUUGUUCAUGACCAGAAGAAUCCAAUGCACACGCCAUGUUGGAUUGUUGUCGACAUCAUACCCAGGCAUCAUGAUGUAUCAGCAAUCAUGGAGCUACAUCCGGAUGCAUUGGCAGCGCGUAGCAAUGAUCCCUGGUCUGCUGCGAAGAUAAUUGAUCCUUUGAUGGAGUUUGCCAGUCACACGGAUCUGUCAGGUAUCCACCGGGCUUCCUGGCCCAUGGGAGAAUCCAUUACGGACGAUCCAAUGUUUCAGACCCUGGGUGAGCUUCCUGGGAGUUUCCCGUCUUCAACAAAUCACCUUCGUCUACAGCCGUUACCCCAUAACAUGGACUAUUUGGAUGGGUCGACUGCGUGUGCUACCUCAAAGCCAUCAAUAGAAACGAUCCCUGUCCACUUAUCGCAGGAUUCAGGCAUUCCAGAUGAGAAGCAUCCUGAGAGCUCAUCCGCAAGAGCGCCGAACCCCAUGGUUGAGUAUGACAAGAUUUCACAAAGCGAUUCUCUGAUUAGCCAGGCUAUUUCCACAGGAGGAAUAAAGAUGUCGCGCAGUCUUACCUCAGCUGCUGUAAGCUGCUCAUCCAGUACCAACGUAGCAGGAUUGUUCAUCACCGCUGCUGCAUCAGCAGAAUCCGACGAUAAACCAGCUCCAGAUGGGAAAGCGAAGAGAUCAUUCAACACCAUUGUUGCAGAGCUAACGUCUUUGCAGGCAGCCACUAGUGUUGGACUUUCAAGUUCUUCUUGUGGCGUGGCACCAUCGCAUUCCAAAACACAUGCAGCCAAUACCACCACACCACUACUCUCAUCCAUCAAGCAACGUAACAGCAAGAUGAAGUCCAAUGCGUGGACGAGGCUUGCAUUGAAGACAAAGACGAUCAAGUCCUGAAUAGCCAGCCAUUGUUUUCCUCCUUAUGUGCUUCAUUUUUUCCCAUGCCAUACAUAUAUCAUAUCCUGCCACUGGGACCAGCUUUCACUCCCGCUGUGUAUAUAUAGCAUGCUUGUGAUAUUUCUCUUUAGCACCUCUGUACAGAAUAUACUACCUGUAUGCUGUAUUUAUAUUGCGGUAACUCGGAUUAAGUAAGUAAUAUAGGUAAAGCGCGACGAGGUAUGUCACAUUUAAUCAUUAAUUUUAUUUUUAUCGAUGCAUAAAAAAGAUAGUAGUUUUUUAAAAUUUAUUUUAAUAGCCAUACAUCUUCUAAGCACACCUGUCCAAAAUAAUUUUGUUGCGACUUCUUGGUAUUUAUUUUAUUGCGUUGGUUCAGCUGGGUCCUGGUUGUUUUUUUUAUAUUGGAGAAAAUAUUUUAAUUAGGCUCCGAGUUUCAUCUUGAAUUUAAAUUGAAUGUCCGUUUGUUUGUUUUUUUUUCUUCAUCAUUCUUCUCCUGGACAGUAUUUGUUUG
Molecule: messenger RNA, 7047 nt
Organism: Sycon ciliatum
Lineage: Eukaryota; Metazoa; Porifera; Calcarea; Leucosolenida; Sycettidae
Product: protein split ends-like
Exons: 40
Coding region: 42-6536 (2164 amino acids)
Biological process (GO): regulation of DNA-templated transcription; regulation of actin filament length; peptidyl-serine phosphorylation
Cellular component (GO): myosin complex
Molecular function (GO): protein serine/threonine kinase activity; protein binding; ATP binding
Source: RefSeq, a predicted model, not a curated record